Molecule: messenger RNA, 471 nt
Organism: Penicillium maclennaniae
Lineage: Eukaryota; Fungi; Ascomycota; Eurotiomycetes; Eurotiales; Aspergillaceae
Product: cytochrome c oxidase subunit VI
Exons: 4
Coding region: 1-471 (156 amino acids)
Biological process (GO): mitochondrial electron transport, cytochrome c to oxygen
Cellular component (GO): mitochondrial inner membrane
Source: RefSeq, a predicted model, not a curated record
AUGUCGUCCCUGUCCAUUUUCCGUGUCGCGACGCGCGCCGUCCGCCCUACUAGCUUCGUCCGAGCUCCCAUCGUCCGCUCCCGGAUGCAGACCCCGAUCAUCAUGGCUGCCCGCGCUCGCACCUUCGGCACCACCUCCAAGUGCCUUUCCGGCCACGAGGACGAGACAUACGAGGAGUUCUCCUCCCGAUUUGAGAAGGAAUUUGAUGGUGUGCAGGAUGUCUUCGAGCUCCAGCGUAACCUGAACAACUGCUUCGCUUAUGAUCUUGUCCCCUCCAUUGAGGUCCUCAGCGCCGCCCUGAAAGCCGCCCGCCGUGUCAACGACUUCCCUACUGCCGUCCGUGUCUUCGAGGGCAUCAAGGCCAAGGUCGAGAACCAGGAACAGUACAAGCAAUACCUCCAGCAGCUCGAGGGUCUGCGCCAGGAGCUUGGUGUCGCUCUUCGGGAAGAGCUCUACCCCCAGGAGGAGUAA